Molecule: messenger RNA, 2634 nt
Organism: Paramecium tetraurelia
Lineage: Eukaryota; Ciliophora; Oligohymenophorea; Peniculida; Parameciidae
Exons: 7
Biological process (GO): protein deubiquitination
Molecular function (GO): cysteine-type deubiquitinase activity
Source: RefSeq, a predicted model, not a curated record
AUGAAUGACGAGAAAUUAGAUUGCAUUAAGGUGACUCAAUAGCAUGCGGAUAAACUGAAAAGACAGGCAUUAGAAUUCAAAAAGCUUAUCGACAAUUUUCAAAAGAGAUUUCAAUAGGAUCAAAACGAUCAAUUUUAUAUUAUGAGCUUGAAGUGGCUAAAUCAAUGGAAGGAAUAAGUUUCAUAUGAGGAAUUGCUGGCUAAUAAGAACCCGAACAAAUACUUUGGAAAACUCAAUCUGGAGCACAUAAACAUAAAUUUAGAGGAUAGGGUUGAAAAAUGCUUCAAAUAUCACCCCUUAAAGGAUCACCCUUGGAAUACAUUCAUGAAGGAGAAUCUCUAAGAAAACGUAGACUAUAUUAUAGUUGAUAAGGAGAUUUGGCAAUUCUUUACAACAUAUUAUCAUGGCACCCCAAUCGUGAGAUUGUCAAAUGGAUCAGGAAUAGAGAAGACAGUCGCAGUCAAUUUAUUAAAAUUUAAAACCGUUUUGCUUUACCCAGUAGUAAUCAAGUAGAUUGCAUUCGAUAGAUUUUACAAAUAAACUUUUGAUCAAGAAUACUUAUAAGUGGAUAGAAACAUGAAAUUGAAAGACUAUUACAGUUUGCUAUCGAAGACUGUUACCACAUUUACAGGUAAUUUCGCAAAAGACAACAAUGUCAGAAUUUGGAGAUUUCAAUCAGAUUAGAAGGAUAUUUUCAAAGCAUUCUUUGCAGAUGUUUAAAAGCAAGUUGGAGUCUUGGAAACCAAUGACGAAAUGAGUUUUGAUUUCAAUGGUGAUUAUAUACACUAUUCAAUAUACGAUACUAUCGAAGAUGUAGGGAUAUUAGAUAAUCAUUUGAUUAUUAUAGAAUUCAAAGAUGAAGUUAAACCUUGGUGUAUUCGUAAUAAAGCAGUUUAAGUAGAAGGAAAGUGUGAGAAUUGUUAAAUAGUCAAAAUUCUUAAUCAUCCUUGUGUGUGUAGAAAAGUAUCCUAUUGUUCAUAAGAUUGCAAAUAUAAAGAUUACAACUAUCACAGUAUGAGAUGUGAGAAGUUUGGAUCUGAUGAUGACACUAUCAGAGGUUUGAGUUAACAACCAAAUUCUAUUGCAGGAUUAGCUGGUCUGAGUAAUUUAGGAAAUACUUGUUUUAUGAACAGUGGAACUCAAUGUAUAUCAAACACUGUCCCAUUAACAGAGUAUUUUUUGAGUAAUCAAUAUUUUGAUGAAAUUAAUAUGGAUAACCCUAUUGGAACUAAAGGUUAAUUAGUAAAGAGAGUGGGAGCUCUAUUGAAGAAGUUAUGGUAUGGUGAGAAAUAAGUUGUAACUCCAACUAAUUAUAAAAAAGCUGUGGGUCAAUUUUAACCUAUGUUCAAAGGAUAUCAUCAACAUGAUUCAUCUGAAUUGAUCACUUUUGUGUUAGAUGGCAUUCACGAGGAUUUGAAUAGAGUAAAAAAGAAACCAUAUGUCGAAACAAAGGAUAGUGAUGAAAGAACAGAUUUUGUUGUUGCCAAGGAAAGUUGGUCAAAUCAUUUGGCCAGAAAUCAAUCUAUCAUUGUUGAUUUGAUGUAUGGAUAAUACAAAUCUACUUUAAAAUGUCCAAGAUGUGAAAGGUUAUCUAUCACAUUUGAUCCAUACUUGAUGGUAUAAUUGGGAAUUCCAAGUCAGAAGAAAAGAACCAUCUCUUUUAAAUACUUUUAUUCAUUCUUCAAUUCAACUUCUAAAAUCAUCCCAUUUGAUAAAAACAAGAACAUAUCAUUGAAAGAAUAUUAUCAAGUAUUGAGUGAGGAAUUGAAAACUAAACCAUAAAACUUACUUGGUUAUAUUGCUAAUUAAUACACAUCUUUUGAAUUAUUGAAGGAAAGCAAAUCUAUUAUUGAAAUACGAAAAAGUGCGAAAAGAUAAUAACUAUGCUUUAGGGCACUAACAGAUGAGGAAGCUUAGACAUAAAAUAAGUUUCCAGUUUAAUUUUCUAAUAAAUAUUAAGACUAUUAAAAGAUGUCGUAUUUUUAGAGUGGGUUCUUUAUUUUUGAAGGGUCAACCACAAGAAAAUAAAUGCAUUUGAAAAUAUUCUAAUACUUGCAACCAUUAUUCGCUGAAUAUCAAAAUUUAGAUUACGAGAAGAAUGUAUUCAAUAAAUAUUACAGUCUCUUUUAUAAAUCAAAUAGUAAUUAUUGGAACCCAUGUUCUUAUUGUUAAUCUAAGAAUUGCAAUGAUUGCGAAGUCAAAUUUGAUGAUGAAGUACUUGAGGAAACCAAAAGUAAAGUAACUGCCUCUGAUACACAAUGCAAUUUCGAAGUCAUUAUUUUAUGGAAAGAAAGUCCAUUCAAAUCUGUUAAAAUUUCUGAGAUUUUUAAUCACUAUCGCAAUCUUAAUAAAAUUGAAAGUAAUUUCCUAUCUAAAUGCAAUAGCCGAAGAACAAGGAUAAUCAAAAACUCCACUCCAGAACCAUGUGUCACCUUAGCUGAUUGCUUGUAAUUCUCUCAAUAACCAGAAUAAUUGAAUUCAGAGAAUACAUGGUACUGUAAAGUUUGUCAGGAACAUGUCUAAGCUUUCAAAAGCAUGCAAAUUUAUAAGGCUCCAUAAAUAUUGAUAUUCACUUUGAAACGAUUUAAAGCCUCCAAUCGAAUGUUUAAGCAAAAGCUGGAAUACCUUUGUUGA